GCUUUCCGGGCUUCUCUUGAAGUCUAUGCUCAAUAGUCACACUACAUACAGGAAUAAACAUUUAGAUUAUGGGAAAUCUCUCCUGCUUUAUGGGAAGAAAAGACAAACAUCGGGGUGACGCCAAUGCAGCAGGACAGAUGUCACCUAAAGAGGAUGUUCUCUACGCCUCCAUUGAUCAUGGGGGUAAAGAGACAGCAGGGCAUGGCCCGAACAGUUCCCGAAGAGACUCCACUGACAAUGACUGUGAUUAUGCCGAAGUUAAACUACCCUGCGAGACAAUGAAAAAAUUUGACAAUGAGGACUGUGCAGAUGACUAUGUCCUCAUGGGCUGAGAUUAAAAAGCAUCGUGUGCUUAAUUUAUACAAGGCUAUAUAUUUAUGGAGAAUAUAAUCUGCAAAAGACAUUUUGUGCAUAUUACAAAUAUUUUGGAUCACAUUUACAUCUCAGACUCAGCUGGUUAACCAUGUGCACACCAUGUAAGCAAGGCCUCAGCUCUCCAUCUAUACAAUAUACUUAAUCACUAAGAAAGACAGCAUAUAUCAAAGUUUUUUUAAUAUAUAUAAUUUGGGUGACCAUUAGCAUCCUAUUAGUCCUUAUUUUAUUGUAUAGCUUUAAUUAAGCUGUAUGUGUUUUUUUUAUGUUGUGCUCAUCAUUUUAGGGAAUCAAAUUAUUUUGUAUUUGUAUUUGUGGACAUAUUGAAUGUAUUUCCUCUAUAACCUAUAAAAAAACAACAGAAAUAUGGAAAAAAAUUGCCACUAUAAUAUUAAUAUAACUAUGUAAAUCAUAUAUACAUGGUUUUAGACAAAAAACUUUUCUUACCAAUAAGUAAAUGCAAAAUGUUUAACAGUGUGACUGGUUACGAACUAUGCCAGGCUCUGAGUAAUAGCAUAAUACCGCCGCUAGAUGGCACCAUACACUUGUUGUACAUGGCGGAGCUCGACGAAAUGAGAACUAUUUCACUUAGACUCAUGGGGAAUCCCAAAUUCAAACUAAUAAUAAAAGAAUGUAUGCUGUGGUUGCGGUCCCUGAGGCGAGGGAAUGAGAGAGAAAUAUCUCACAGUUGAUAUGAGCUUUACUUUCCCAUGAUAAUGAGUGAGAAAUACACUUCACCAUCAAUUUCCACACUUUCAUCCAUUUCCCAUUCACGCACUCGCACGUGGCCUAACAGACAAACAAAUAUAUCAAACACAACUUAUAUGAAGUAUGUCAGAACUGUAAAAUAACCAGAGAGCAAAUUUCUUAUAGAACUAAAGCAUCUCAGAUACAUGACAGUUGCUAUAACUGUCCAGCAGUUGAAUUCUGGUUUCUGGAAUGGUUGAUUGAGUAUUCAAUUAUCAUUCUGUAGUAACCACUCGUUCACAAGGACUUGUAUAUAUUACUCUAGGCAUAAACUAAGCCUAAUAUUUUACAGAAAAAAGAGUUCCUAUUAAACUAAUUUGAAAGUAUUGGUGAAAUGGCAAAGCUUUCAUUAAACAAACAUUGCUUUACAAACAAAACUCCAUUCCCCAGAACACACCACAACCUACAAACUAACAUGGCUAUAAUGUCUUCUAAUCAUAAAUAUCUGACACCAAUCACUACUGGCACUAUAUAUUUAUUCACACACACACACACACACACACACACACACACACACACACACACACACACACACACACACACACACACACACACACACACACAGUGAAGUGUAUGCUUAGUGUACAUGAGCUUCCACAUGUCAGAAAUAUCCAAUAUCUGAUAUUUUUUCCAUAAAGCCCCCUCUGUUCCAAUGUAUCCCAAAGGUGUUGGAGGUCAUUCAAUUAUGUCUUUAUGAACCUUAUGCCUUAAUUAACUUAAGUGAACUUGAGCACAAUUCUGCUGGAAUAGAGAAGUGCCUUCCUGAAGCAUUCAGCAUUUCCCUUUAAUGGAACUAAUGGGCUGAGCUCAACCAUUGAUAAACAGCCCCAUACCAUUAUCCCUCCACUUUUACAGGUAAAACAAUGCAGUCAGACUAUCAAUAAAACUGCAAUCAGUAAAACACUAUCAAUAAAACUGCAAUGUUCUCCUGGCAUCUACCAAAUCCAGACUCCCCUGACAAGCUGCCAAACAUUGAAGUGUAAUUUGUCAUUACACAGAAUGUUUAAACUGCUCCAGACUCCAGUGACAUUGCUGUACACCACUCCAUCUGGCACUUGCCAUUGUAUUCAGUAAUGUGAGACUUGCCUGCAGCUUCUUGGCCAAGGAAACACAAUUAAUCAUCCAUGCUUCACCAGAAAGCUUCGAGAUUGAGUCUCUGCUGUACCUGAACACUUUUUACAGUUGACUGUGGGAGUGGAAGUUAUUGCAAAGGUGGCAGGCAUCCUAUUACAACACAAAUCAAUAUUUAUAAUAAAGGCCCGUUCUCUGUUGGCCAAAAACUCUACCAGAAUCACUUAUGAUUUAAUGUAUUGUUGUUCAUGUACCAUAAACUGCUUGAAGAAGAUAGUAAGGAGGAGUCAGUAACCGAGAUACUAACCAGAAUCAUCAGGGGGAAAACUUAUACAACACUUAUAAAGAACAUUCUUAUUCAUUCUUUAUCACCGCAUCUGUGUAAAG
This is a messenger RNA of Silurus meridionalis, 2577 nucleotides long. RefSeq lists its product as uncharacterized. The record is from RefSeq and is a predicted model, not a curated record. NCBI's taxonomy places the organism in Eukaryota, Metazoa, Chordata, Actinopteri, Siluriformes, Siluridae. The coding region runs from base 69 to 332 and encodes 87 amino acids. The transcript is spliced from 4 exons.